Messenger RNA from Malurus melanocephalus (red-backed fairy wren), 1199 nucleotides. RefSeq names its product NPR2 like, GATOR1 complex subunit (gene NPRL2). Gene Ontology annotation, cellular component: vacuolar membrane; GATOR1 complex. The record is from RefSeq and is a predicted model, not a curated record. Gene Ontology annotation, biological process: negative regulation of TORC1 signaling; cellular response to amino acid starvation; positive regulation of autophagy. Gene Ontology annotation, molecular function: GTPase activator activity. Bases 3 to 1199 code for a protein of 398 amino acids. Lineage: Eukaryota; Metazoa; Chordata; Aves; Passeriformes; Maluridae. The transcript has 11 exons.
GAAUGGCUGGAGGCGCUGUCGCUCAAUGUGAGGGCCCGCCCCCAAGGCGCGGCGGUGUGAUUCCGCGGGAGCGGAGCUACGGUGGCCGGYGGGGUUGGGGCCGCUCCGCGUCCUGCCAUGGGCGGCCGCAUCGAGUGCCCGAGGACUUCAUCUCCCGGGAGCUGUUUGACACCAUCCAGGUGUACGUCAUCACGAAGCCCGAGCUGCAGAACAAGCUGAUCACCGUGACAGCCAUGGAGAAGAAGCUGAUCGGCUGCCCCGUGUGCAUUGAGCACAAGAAGUACAGCCGGAAUGCUCUGCUCUUCAACCUGGGCUUCGUGUGUGACGCCAGAGCCAAGGCCUGUGCGCUGGAGCCCAUCGUGAAGAAGCUGGCUGGCUAUCUCACCACCCUGGAGCUGGAAAGUGGAUUCAUCUCCAAUGAGGAGAGUAAACAGAAGCUGGUUCCCAUCAUGACCAUCCUGCUGGAGGAGCUGAAUGCCAAAGGGAAGUGCACCCUGCCCAUAGAUGAGUCGAACACCAUCCACCUGAAGGUGAUCGAGCAGCGCCCAGACCCCCCCAUCGUGCAGGAGUAUGAUGUCCCUGUCUUCACCCAAGACAAGGAUGACUUCUUCAACUCCCAGUGGGAUCUCACCACACAGCAGAUCCUGCCCUACAUCGAUGGAUUUCGGCACGUCCAGAAGAUUUCAGCAGAGGCUGACGUGGAGCUGAACUUGGUGCGCAUCGCUGUGCAGAACCUGCUGUACUACGGGGUUGUCACACUUGUCUCCAUACUCCAGUACUCCAAUGUCUACUGCACCACGCCCAAGGUGCAGGACCUGGUGGAUGACAAAUGUCUCCAGGAAGAGUGUCUAUCCUACGUCACCAAACAAGGGCACAAGCGAGCCAGCCUCAGGGAUGUCUUCCAGCUGUACUGCGGGCUGAGCCCUGGCACCACCGUGCGAGACCUCAUCUCCCGCUACACCCUACAGCUCCAGAGGGUGGAUGAGAGGAGGCUCAUCCAGUUUGGUUUGAUGAAGGGCCUUAUCCGGCGGCUCCAGAAAUACCCUGUCAAGGUCGCCCGGGACGAGCGGAGCCACCCAGCCCGGCUGUACACGGGCUGCCACAGCUACGAUGAGAUCUGCUGUAAGACAGGCAUGAGYUACAAGGAGCUGGAUGAGCGCCUGGAGAACGACCCCAACAUCAUCGUGUGCUGGAAGUGA